This is a messenger RNA of Talaromyces stipitatus ATCC 10500, 975 nucleotides long. RefSeq lists its product as uncharacterized. The coding region runs from base 1 to 975 and encodes 324 amino acids. The transcript has 5 exons. The record is from RefSeq and is a predicted model, not a curated record. NCBI's taxonomy places the organism in Eukaryota, Fungi, Ascomycota, Eurotiomycetes, Eurotiales, Trichocomaceae.
AUGGCUCGGACGAGCCCGCCGAAUGCUACGGACGACGUGACAGAAAUCGAGGACAGUCCGCAAGAACUAUACCGGAUCUCCCAGACGAGGCUCGACCCUGGAUCUGUGGAAGCUUUGACGCCCCCUAGUAGUCCGCGUGUAGCUCCUUCAAAUCUUAUCACAAAAGAAGAGCUGAGAUGGUUGUUAGCGGAAGUAUUGAGAAUUCAAAGCGCGCAACCUACUGUGGACGGGAAAGAUCCUAUCAGCAACGAGAAGACCGACGGCCAACACAUUGCCCGACGGAUAAUUCGUACCUCAAAAGUGGAGUACAAGACGGUCAACGAAGUAUGGGAUUCCGCGAAGUAUGAAUAUAAGAUCGUCAAUUCUACCCCAGUUCCGGACGUCCAUGAAUUAGACGAAUACAUAUUUGUGAUUCGUAAACGCAGUCACGAGCAGACUAAAGAGCUCAUUGUCUAUAUUGACACCAAAUCACCGGGAUUAAGAGAUAUCAAAUCAGCGAACCUCGAUGCGGAUCGGCCUGCGAUCGAACGUGAUCUUUUAUAUCACUACCUGGAUGAGUUAAGAGAGUAUCGAAAGAGGUUUCACUCCCAAGAAGCGACCUCUGAUGACGCUAUGCUUCACCUAAGCAAACUUGUGCAGUACCUUGAAGAAACCUAUGCACCGGUAGUAGAACAAUUGAAGUUGCUCCUAGAGUCUCAAAAAAUCACCUGGGAUCUCUUGUGGGCUCUGUUUAAACCAGAGAAGCAGUUUUUGCGACUUACCCGUCUACCGGGUUGCCCCGAUGCAUUCGGUACGAUUAUAGUGAGAGAAAAACAAUCAGAGGCCAUGAAUUUUUUGAAGUCAACGGACGCUAUCUCGAUUAUGACGGAGAGAUCUUCGGUGAAUCCGCCGAGACUCUGCAGACCGCACAUUUUCACCGAUUCCAUCUUUCCACAUCAAAUAGACUACCCGGUUCACGUAGCGGGCGACAUUUAG